GCGAUGAGCCUGAGUCACGCGAAAGCCGUCUCACUCAACACAUCCCUCCACCAGGACGGGAAAACAAUACGUGGAGUUUCCAGGGGUUUCCCAGAAAACAAGAAGUUAGCCUGGAGAGGUUGAGGAUUAUUUUGUCUGCGCGGCAGCGGAAGAGGACUGCAGAGGGUGGGGGCGUGCGGUGUUCAAGAUGGCGGCGCCCUGUGGAGUGGAGCUGCCCUGAUAGUGGAGCCUGGAGACGGGAUUGGCGGGAGGUCGUGGGACCCUGCCCAGCAGGGCAGGACACUGUGAGAGUGAGGACGGUGACCCCGCCCCGCCCCGCCCUGCCCCGCCCGAGCCUCUGACGGAACCCCCGGGGCACCAUGGCCCGUGACCAGUCCAAUGUCAGCGACCUCCUCCCGCUGCUCGAGUGCUCGGACUUGCGGCAACUGGACCAGGUCAAGGCCCUUAUCAACGAGCAACUCAGCACAGAGCGAGGCUCAGUGCUGUUGAAUGGGCUGGUGGAUUAUUACCUGGAGUCCGGCUCUGCCCAGGCCCUGCAGAUCCUCACCUCUGUGAGGGAGCCACACGACAAGCACCUCCUGGACAAGCUGAAUGAGAGCCUGUCCAAGCCAACCUGCCGGCUCUCCACCCUCAGCCUUCUGGGACAUGUAGUUCGCAAGCAGCCCUCCUGGAUCCACAAGAUCACCCGCUUCCCCCUGCUCGCCUCGCUGCUCAAAUGCCUCAAGACGGACUCGGACGUGGUGGUGCUCAUCACCGGAGUUCUGGUGCUCAUCACUCUGCUGCCCAUGAUCCCGCAGGCGGGUCGGCAGCACCUGUACGACUUCUUCGACAUCUUCGGCCGCCUGGCCGCCUGGAAUCUCAGGAACCCAGGUCAUGUGACGGAGGUGUUCCUGAUCCACCUGCAUGCCAGUGUGUACUCUCUUUUCCACCGGCUCUACGGCAUGUACCCCUGCAACUUCAUCUCCUACCUGCGCUCCCACUACAGCAUGAAGGAGAACAUGGACACCUUCCAGGAGGUGGUCAAGCCAAUGCUGGAACAUGUACGAAUACACCCAGAAUUAGUCACUGGAACCAAGGACCAUGAGCUGGACCCCACCAGAUGGAAAAAGUUUGAGAUCCACGACAUCGUCAUCGAAUGUGCCAAAGUGUCCCUGGACCCCAAAGAGGCUUCAUGUGAGGAGGGCUACUCCACCCAGCCAGACCACUUCUCCGGCUCCGCCCUCUCGCAGCCCCGCCCCCCAGACUCCAGCGCCAGCCCCUACACGGACCUGCACAGCAGCUAUGGAAGCUCCUCCUCCACCCAAUUUUCCACCCCCCGCCAGACACAGCCUCCCCAGGACUGCCCCCACACCACCCUACGGCAGAUCCUGAGCUAUGAUGUCACUUCCUCUUGCGUGGACCCGAUCUGGAGCCCCUCCUCCAUCUGCGGCAUGGCCACGCCUCCCUCCUCCAGGGGCAUCUCCCCCACCAACGUCUUGGAGCUUUCCCAGAGUGCAUCUCACCUCCCCGGCCGCACCCACGCCAUGGCAGCCGGUGGGAAAGGACCGCCCUCCGCCCCCGCUGCCCUGUCACCACACCCCCCUCUCACAGAGGAGCUUCUGCAUUCCGUUCCCCCCAACACGGCCGACCAGGCACGCAAGGUACCCAACACUGUGACCCUAACCCUCAACAUGGCCAACCAGGUACCCAACACUGUGACCCUAACCCUCAACAUGGCCAACCAGGCACCCAACACUGUGACCCUAACCCUCAACAUGGCCAACCAGGUACCCAACACUGUGACCCUAACCCUCAACAUGGCCAACCAGGUACCCAACACUGUGACCCUAACCCUCAACAUGGCCAACCAGGUACCCAACACUGUGACCCUAACCCUCAACAUGGCCAACCAGGUACCCAACACUGUGCCCCUAACCUCCAACACGACCAACCAGGUACCCAGCGCUGUGCCACUAACCCCCAAUACAGCCAACCAGGACGGUGGACCUGCGGAAUCCGGCAAGCCCUGCCUGGUGCGACAGGAGCCAAUCAGAGAGCUGGAGAGAGACAGCAGCGCGGAGUCGGACAGUCGAGGUGACGUGUGUGAGAGCGUUUCCAUGACGCUGACGGAGCUGUCUGCCUUUGUGAAGGAGCAGGAACAGGAUCAGCAGACGGAGCGCGAGGAGGCCAUCGCUGAGGAGCUGCUGAAGAUCACCCAGGACAGGCGGGACGUCCCGGCUCUGCGGGGCUUCGACUCGCCCUUCUUCCGCACCACCGAGACCCUGACGGGGGCCCAGGAACAGCCCCCGUCUGCCCCCCCGGCCCCAGACCCCCCGGCCCCGGACCCCCCUUCCACGCCCGACCGAACGGAGGGGGCGCCCGCCACCGAUUUCACCCCCAUCGACCACCCCACCACCGAGGAGGAGGGGAGCGCCCCGCCCAAAUACAACCCCUUCUCCCCCGGCCCCUGCAAGACCCCGCCCGUCCCCUACAAGGACCUGUUCGACAUGGCGCUGCCCAAAGCCGCCUCCCUGUUCGUGGGCCGGAGGACCGCGGCGGCGGGGUGGAGAUCAGGGGAGGAGCCCAGCCUGGAGGAGGGGGACGGGUUCGGAGAGGGGGAGCCGUCCAUGUCCCCAUUGGAGGUGCUGGACCGCCUCAUUCAGCAGGGCAGCAACGUCCACGAGAAGGUGCUGAAGAGAUUACCUUUGCCCAGUAAGUCAGCAGACUGGACCCACUUUGGAGGCCCCGGGCCCCUGGACGAGCUGCAGACCCUGCGCAGUCAGCUGCUCCUGCUGCACAGCCAGCUGCUGUUCGAGCGCUACAAGAGGGAGCAGCACGCCCUGCGCAACCGGCGGCUGCUCCGCCGCAUCAUCAACACCACCGCGCUGCAGGAGCACAACAGCGCCAUGAAGGACAGGCUGAGUCUGCAGAAGGUGGACCUGCUGGCUCUGAGGGACAGCCUGCAGGUGGAGCAGCAGAGGUACAAGCAGCUGUGGGCCGACAGGGAGACGGUGGUGACCUGCCUGCACAACCAGAUACGCCAGCUACAGCAGGGCCGCGACGAGUACUACAGCAAGAACCAGGAGCUGCAGAGCAAACUUCAGGAAUCCCAGAAGAGGAUUGGCGAGUUGGAGGCGGAGCUACAGAGGGCCAAUUACGAGGUGUGCAACACGACGCAUCAGCUCAACCAGCUGUCCGUUAAGCUGAGCAGCAGUGAGAGUGCCCAGCAGCAGAAGGCCUUCCUGAACAAGCAGCUGCUGCUGCUGGGGGAGGUGAACAGGCUGUGUGUGGAGGAGCUUCAGCACUGUGGUCACGGCGGCAAGAAGGAGGUGCGGAUGCUCCAGGCCUCCUCCAGGCAGGAGCAGGAGCAGUUGCGCCGGGCCCUGCUGCAGUGCACUCAGAGCCUGGAGGUGGCGCAGCAGCGCGGAGGGGCCCUGGAGGCUCAGCUGGCCCAGAAGGAGCACCUCAUCGCCGAGCACAAGAGGUUCCUGGAGGACGUCAAGGGCCAGGCCAAGGCGGAGCUGCAGGCCUCAGAGAGCAGGGUUCAGGCUCAGAGGAAGGUCACACAGGCCCUGCAGACAGAGCUCCUCCAGCUCUACAGCCGCCUGGACUCUCCACCAGGGGGCGCCAGCGAGCCCUGCGGUCCCCACAACACCAGGCCAGCAGGGGGCAGCAGCUCAGUGCUGGAUGGGCAGGUCAAAGCAGGUGUCCAGGACUGUGUGGAUGGAGAUCUGUCCGACUCUCACAGGAGCAGCAGUAGCACUUUAUCGCCCGGGCAACCACAGGCGUCCCCUAUGGCAAACUCCAUCAACGGCAGCCGGGACCCCCCUGCCCUCCUGCCGGCCCCGCCCCCAUCCCGCCCCCCCUCCACACCCCCCUCCAGGCUGGCCGACGCCCCUCUUGCCGUGGGCUCCUCCCCCAGCGCUAAGAGCUUCCUGGGCAUACAGGCGCGCGAGCUGUUCCGCAACAAGAGCGGGGAGGGGGAGGAGCCUGUGGCCACGCCCCGCCUGGCUGGCCUAUCCCAGGGCCUGAAGACUGAGCUCUGCCCCGCCCCCCGGGCCAAAAGCCCCGCCUACCGGGCCAAGAGCCCCGCCUACCGGGCCAGGAGCCCUGCCUCCCCCUCCAAGGGCCCCGCCCAGGCAGACACACAGCAGAGGGCCAGGAACAGGUCAGGGGGUGGGGCCAGAGGCAGGGGAGGGGCUGUGGGCGGGGCCGGCCACACCCAGCAGAGGCAGCUGCGAAUCAUGGACUACAACGAAACGCAUCAUCACGACCUAAAGUCACGUGUCAGAGGGCGGGACGGAGAGAGGCCAUAGGACCGGGCGGACAUUUUGAAUUCAGUGUUAUUCCUCCCAUUCCUGCACUGGAGAACAGGAUCUGGGCCUCAGUUCAUUCGCCCACACAGCAAGCAAAGGGGCAGAGAAACAACCCCCUCCCCCGCCCACGUGUGCACACACACACAAACAUGCAUGCAUGCACAACACGCGCGCACACACACACACGCGCACACACCCACACACAAACAUACGCACGUACAUUUGCGCAUGCACACCCACAUACAUGCACACGCACACACAUGCACACACACAGGCAUGCAUGCACACAUGCAAACACAUACACGUAUGCACACACAAACGCGCAUGUACAUACACGCGCACACACCCACAUACAUGCACAUGUGCACACACAGGCACACACACACCCAGAUACAUGCACACACGCACAAACAGGCACACACACAAUGCACGCACACACAUACAUGCAUGCGCACACACAAUCCACUUGUUCUGGUUUGUGCGUUUCUGCAGACUGCACCCAGUAUUGGUGUGGCAGAACAGGGCUGCAGUAGCACACCUCACCAGCAGGGGGAGUGAGAGUAAAGCCUCACAGUCAACAGCACCAGUGAUGCUCCUACCCAUUCCGUGAGACCGCUUUUCACACAGGUUAAUGCUAUCAAUUCUUUUUUUUCUUUUUUUUAAUUCGGAUUACUUUGAAUAAAGAGAAAUACCUGCAGUUAUGCAGUUACAGGGCCCAGGUGCCCUCCAUAGUGUUUGGAACAAAGACCCAUCAUUUAUUUAUUUGCCUUUAUUGGCUUCAGCAUGUAGAAAUUACAGCAGUAUUUAUACAUAGUCCCUUCAUUUCAGGGCACCAUAAUGCUUGGGACACAGCAAUGUUAUCUAAAUGAAAGUAGUGAUGUUUAGGAUUUUGUUGCAUAUCCUUUGCAUGCCAUGGCUUCCUGCUGCCUGUGACCUAUCAUCAUAGUCUGGACAUCUUAUUUUCUGAGAAGCUCUUUGCAUUUGAAUGGAUCUUUAUGGGAAUGGGGGGUGGGACUAGAUUCAGCUGUAAAUUAUGCAGAUACAGUGUGGAGCACAUCUGUUGGCUAAAUGGCUACAUAUAUGGCAGCAGCACAGUGGAUUGAGACUCAUUUUAUACCUUGCACCCCACAUGACUUAAAGCCAUUUAGCCAACAGAUGUGUUCCAAACUGUAAAAAAAAUACUACUUGAAUUUACAUAACAUUUCUGUGUCCCAAACAUUAUGGUGCCCUGAAAUGGGGGGACUAUGUAUAAACACUGCUGUAAUUUAAAUGUGGUGAAACCAAAAUGUAUCAAAUGUAUCUGACAAUGUGCACUUUAACUGCAUGUGAUUUUUAUUUUAUUACGAAUCUCUCUCUUGUGGCGUGCAGAGGCAAAAAACAUAAGUGAUGGGUCUUUGUCCCAAACAUGACGGAGGGCACUGCAUAUUAUACUGAAUCUGGCAGGGUGUUUACGGAUGCUAGCUGAGGGUGUACCCUAGCCAAUCAGGACUGGGCAGAGAUACCUGUGGUGUGAUGUAACAGGAAGUGAGGGAAGUAAGCAGGGGACGUUUUUGAUAAACGCGGAAGUAAGGGCAGGAGUUUUGCCAGCGUGUGAAAAGCCUGGGUGAAUAGAAUGUGCUCGCAUUAGCAUUAGCACGUUAGCGCCAAACUGAGAUGAGGCACAUGUGUUUAUUUACAUGCCCGAUUGGCUUCCAGUGUGGUACCAGUAAGUCUCAGUGCAUUUUUGCAGCCUGACAGCCAUGCUAUUAAACAGGUAAAGAACAGUAUUAUAGGGAGGAAGUAGAAACGUGUGAUUAACCAGGAAACAGGAAGUGAGACUGUGACGUGGGGUUGAGCUCGAGGACACUCGGUUUUAAUAUGAGGACGUAUCUUAAGGUAUUUAUUUUCACAUUGCCCCCACCAGGAGUUUUUUUUUUCUGCAGGGAGAAGCUCCGUGAGUCCUCGUCAGUGCGGAAUUCUCAAAAAAAUUUUAAUUCGUUUUUAUCGAACUUUUAUUUACCACGAACCUCACUAAGAAUUAGAGGGGCUUGUGAUCGAACGAUGGACGUGGAAAUGUCACACGACAUCACACACGCCGUUCACUUCCUCUUUCUAAAUGCAUGUCUCGAUCUCGAAAGCACAAAACCGUUCAAAUCGAUCUGACGGUUGACGUUACGCAAUAACGAGUCGCAAUGCCUCACGUCCUUGCCGCCAGAAGAGGGCGCUGUAGGAGGCUCGUGUAAUUUCGCCUGCAGCGUGGCCAGUACCUGUAAAACAUAGAAACAGCAAUAAUGAGCAUACCCAUUUACUUCUUUAACCUCGUGCUUCAGGGCCAAAGUUUCCCCUUAACUCAUUCAUGCGCGGGCUUGCAGGGCAGCCUGUAGCGUAGUGGUUAAUGUAAAUGACUGGGACACCUAAGGUCGGUGGGUCUAAUCCCGGUGUAGCCACAAUAAGAUCCGCACAGCCGUUGGGCCCUUGAGCAAGGCCCUUAACCCUGCAUUGCUCCAGGGGAGGAUUGUCUCCUGCUUAGUCUAAUCAACUGUAAAUUGCUCUGAAUAAGAGCAUCUGCCAAAUGCCAAUAAUGUAAUGUAAUGCUGCUUUUCUUCCUGCAAACAAUGAGUACUCGUCUGCGAUUGGUCCAAAUGUCUGCGCAUUGGAAGAUUGGCCAAUCAGAGGAGAAAGAGUAUUGCACGUGUGCGAGUUGCUCACUGCCCAGCCCCCAGGGUUGUGCAAUGUUGGCCAUGUUUUCCUGCAGUAUUUAACUACAUUACCCACAGGCCCCAGCAUACAGCCUCUAGACAUGGCUGUGUGUUUUGUUGACUUUGCAUCUUGCCAAAAUGACCCCACCCUUGGGAAAGAGUGUUCACUGGUUUACUGGAAAUCAGCUCUGCUCCUCAUGAGACUGUCUCAGCGCCAUGGAGACGAUCACUUUAUCUAUGAAAGUGCUUUGAAUUCCUCGCCUUUUCAGAAAGAGUAUGUCUUCAUCUCAUUUCUGUACUCCAGGCAUCGUGCUUGUCAAGGAUUGGGGGAAACCAGCAUACAUCUGGUUACAGUGUAUUUCAGAUGCGCUCAUAUACACAGGAAUGAGUUCCUUUACCUUUGACCUUUGCCCUUAGCUUAUUAACAGUACGCCCACAGAAUCCCCUUCUCAGUCUAAACUGACUGAGCUGAUUAAGUUAAUUUGUUAACAGAAAAGGUUUGGCGUUUAAAGUCUUUACAUUCACCUCCUGUCAUUCCAAUGUUGCCCCUGAUCUACCAGAACCUAACCAGUGAUGACAGUCAGGAUGUCAUAUAUUUUGCGUUUUUCUCUAAUUUGUGUUCUGUUUCAGCAUUAGACAUUUUAUUAGUUUUAAGGUAUUCUCAUCGACAUGUAUGGUUCAGGAAUAUGCAUUUUUUGAACUUUUAACUCCUCUAGAUGAUACAAAUCUUGUUGUCCUAUGAAAGCCUCUGCUAUUUUUCGGUUCGCCUUGCUAUCAUAAGCAUGUACAACAAUCCCACUUUUAAAUGCCAAUAAUAGGAUAUACGAAGAACUGAGCUAACUACUGUAUGGUACAAUCAAUGCACGCUGAAAUGGAGGGAUUUGGAGCAGGACGUUCUGAAAACCGAUGGAAAAGGAAGUUCUUUAAAGCAGUUGCUUGUGUUUAACUGUGAACAAUAAAAAAAUGUCUUCAAUGUUUUGCACAAUA
Molecule: messenger RNA, 7960 nt
Organism: Conger conger (European conger)
Lineage: Eukaryota; Metazoa; Chordata; Actinopteri; Anguilliformes; Congridae
Product: hamartin-like
Exons: 24
Coding region: 360-4295 (1311 amino acids)
Biological process (GO): regulation of cell cycle; negative regulation of cell population proliferation; negative regulation of TOR signaling
Cellular component (GO): TSC1-TSC2 complex
Source: RefSeq, a predicted model, not a curated record